UGAGUAACCAAUAAAGGCGCACUUUACAACUAGAACCAUAUGGUUGGGCUUUCCCGGUAUUUAAAUUGGGAGCAUUGGCUAUAAAACAAAUAGGAAAGCCCCUGGCCAACUACCUAAAGCGCAAGGCCAAAACAAAUACAUUUUUCAGGAACUAUGUGUGCCUGCCUCCAGCGCAAUCGAACGGUUUCAAAAUUCAUAUUGGGUGUUGAUUUCGGAAGCACUCAUGCAUGCGCCAGGGUCUACACUAUGGAUCUUAAGGUCAUCGGAUGUAGCAGCACCAAAGUACCUCGGCUUGAAGGGUCCGAUGGUGCUUGCGAAUUGGAUCCAGAAGCUGUAUGGGAAUCCUUUUGUAAGCUGUUAGAUGAAGUAUUACAAGAUGCAGAAAUUAACCCUGAUCAGAUCAAUUGUAUAGGUAUUUCGGUUCAGCGAAAUAGCCUAUUGUUGUGGGAUAAGAAGACAUCAAAUCCUCGAACUCGUGUUAUCACGUGGCUAGAUACACGUUCUUUGGAUCUCGCCAAAAAGUUAAAUCACUCUUUUAUCUUUCGUAGUAUGAAAACUGCUGGCCAUAUGUUAUAUUGGAUGACACAUCAAUCAAGGUUUAAAGCGUUGGCGUCGUACCACUUCAAGACAGUAUUAGCAUGUAUACGUCUCAAAUAUUUAUUAAACGAGAAACCAAAGCUUAUUGAUGAGUGUCGUAAGGGGUUACUUUGCUAUGGUUGUUUGGAGACAUGGUUGCUAUGGCGGCUUACAGGUGGCAAAACAUUUGCUACGGAUGUUAGUUGUGCAAGUGUUACUGGCAUGUAUGAUUCCUUUUCUCGUAAAUGGAGCCGUCCGAUUUUGGCUAGUUUAGGAAUACCUGCCAAUAUUCUUCCUGAUGUGUAUCCUUCCAGUUAUUAUUAUGGCACUGUUCAAAAUGGUCCACUGGGGUAUUCAUCAAAUCCUUCUUUGUCUAUUCCGAUCACUGGUAUCAUUGGUGAUGCUCAAGCUGCCACCUUAAUAGAAAAUUGUUUAUCUCCUUGUCAAGCUAAACUUACAUUAGGCACCGGGAUAUUUUUAAAUUUACUUUCUGGUUCCAAAGCUCUAGCCGUAAUGAAUGGCUUUUAUCCUGUUAUUGGAUGGGCAUCUGGUCACCCGUAUUUUGACUGUAUUUCGACUUUUUAUAUGGGUUCUACUAGCAGUUCUUCGGAAUCUCCAUCAUCUGUACCAUCUACAUCUAGAUCUUUUCAUCUGGAUGAUCUUACUUAUUUAGUUGAAGGUUUCUAUCCACAUGCUGGUACACUUAUUGAUUGGUUGCAGUCAGAAAAUAUUUUCUGUACGUAUUCUGAGUUGGAAGAAAUGCUUUAUAGUGGUGAUCGACUUGGUUUGGAUGAAAAAGCUACUCGUGAAAAUAUCUUCUAUAUCCCAUUGCUAAGGAAUACACUUAAACAUCAUCAAAACACGCUAAUAGGCGGACCAUUAAAAUUAAACAAAAAUUCAUUUUACGGACCUGAUGGAUUUGUAAUCGGAUUGGAUUAUUCAAAGUCUGCUGACAAACUACUUGUUGCACGUAUUUUUAUUGAGUCAAUUGCAUUUUGUACAAAAUUCAUGUUAGAAAAUUGUCGUAAACAAACACGCAUUUCUCCUUCUAUUCUUUAUGUUAAUGGAAAUGUGGCACGUUCAAAUUGGUUGCUACAGCGUAUAUCUAAUGCAAUCGGAAUCCCAGUGGAACGCAGAGGUCUUGAAGAAUGUAGUUGUAUGGGUGCAGCAAUUGUUGCUGGUGUCGGUGCAGUUAACAAAUACAAAUGUGAUUAACAUGUCAUAUGACCUACGGGAAUAUAAUGUUGGUAGAACGGAGAAAACUUCUUUAGAAGUGUGUUUUAUUUCUUGAUAAAUUUUGGAGAUUUCAUUUCAUAAUGAAGUCAUUGGAAAAUAUUUUUGGCAUAAGACACGAUUAUUCCGGUCUAUUGUCAUUUCCAGCUAUUACAAUGUUUUUCAUCGCAGUUAAAUAUAAGUCAAACUAAUUAUCUAAGCUUUCUACGUCAUCUAUAUCAAGAAAUAUCAUACAGAACAAAACAUUACUGUAUUAAUUCUAAAUGAAAAUCACAUGUUUACUGAAAUUUCGCAUAACGUUCUUACGUUAGGUACGCUCAGAUCACAGAGACUGAUAAAUAUCUUCAAAUCAUUAUCAUUUUGGAAAUGAUGAAUGCGUUUUUUUUUGUGAUAUUAGGAUGAAUACGCUUAUUCUGAUUAUGGUUGUCCAGUUUGUGAAACUACCGUUGAUAUCUUUGUUAAUCACUUCCUAACUAGUUUAUUAGCCAGCCUUUCUUUUAUCUAUCUUUUUAGGUUUAUGGCCAAGUUUCUCCGCAGCAACUGAAGCUGUACACAAACGACUUCAGUUAGAAGCAAAUAGUCUUCCGUCUGUUGAGAUUAAUAAUACUGAUCUCAAUAAUAAUAAAAAAUUAAAUCCACAUAAACUAUACGGGCGGUUUAUGCCUGAAUCGUCAGAAAUAUGCAUAUCUAUAAAAAAGCGUUAUCAUAUUUGGUCGCACAUACGUGCUUCAUAUUUGCGAAAAAAAUAGAUUGGCUUAAAACUUGUAUAAAAUAACAAAGGCAUAAUCUAUUGCGUUUUAUUGUUAAUUCAUUCUUUUUUCUUUCGUUAUUUAGUUACCUGCAGAUGGGUGUUCGUCCGUUUGUUCAUUAUUAUAUAUUUGUAUUACUUGUAUCUAUAUUUUCCUCUUUAAUAUUUUUUUGUUUGUACUUAUGUUCAUUACUUUAUCGGAUUAUUAUUUAUCCGUUCUAUUGUUUGUCUGUUUUUUUAUUGUGCGGUUUACAUUUUAUAUAGAGAUAAAUUUGAUUAUAAACAAAAUAAAUGUUUUUCGUUUCAGUUCAACAUUUUCAUCAAUUUUCCAUCAAAUAUUAUACAUUUCUGUGAUCAGUCAAUACUAGAGGAGAUAUAGUUAGAUAAGAAAGUAUUGUAGUAAACGAGAACACCAGUGGAGACAACCAAAUACAUGUGAAUAUAAAAUUACAAAAUCUCUUAGUAAAAUUCGUGAACCAUACAGCAAAUACUCCACUUGCAAAAUGUCUAUCAAUUGUCUCAGACUUGAUUGUUUCUUCGUUUCCACACCAAUUACUCUCUGUUCUCGUUCUCUUUUCUUCGAUCUUCUUGACCCUCUGCCGUCAGGCAUUUCACUUUUGAUUGGUGAUACAUACUACUUAUAUCUGUCAACAUCAGUAACACACACCACGCUAUCAUUUAUCAAUUCAUAGGUAGUAAGUUAAACAAUAUCUUAUGAACAAAUUGAUAAGUAAUUCGCUAAGUAAUAGUGAUAAUUCUUAUUCACCUAUUUGAACACAUAAAUAUUGGUACUAGUGGCAUCGAAUACAUUUGCGACACACAAGUCACUUGAUUUGUGUGUGGAUUGUGAUACUACCCAGACAGAAGAAGGUGGUUUUCUUAGUAGGUUACACCCGGAGCCUUUGAUCUAGAGGUCUAAUCCACAAGGCAGUGGAGUAACGUAAAAAGAUGCAGUCAUAUGGUAGCCGGUGACCAACAUUUUUCGCAAAAACCAUUAUGAAUAGUUUGUUUUAUUUUAGCUUUUUUUAUGUCCCCUAUAUGGUUUAACUGAAUGUAAUUUAAAAUGUCAUUUUUUUAAUUCCAUAAUUACAUGUGUCUAUAUUUGAACGAUGUAUAACAGCAAUUUAUGAUAGAAAUUUAGUUCAGUGCUUUUUUGGUUAACUUACUGUAUACUAUUUUUGUUUAGUAAGUGUUUUACAAUAAAGCACAUCUGGUGUGCUCUUUCUUGCUUGUUUAUGAAUGACAUCUUUAGAAUUGUUCGCCUAUUUUGUUUUGUUUACAUGUUUAUUGUUAGUUUUUAGUUACAUCAUUUUAAAGGUAGAUUUUACGAAAUGAUUGUCUUGUUUUUUGUGUAUAUGUGAGUAUAAAUGUAAUGUCCACAAUUAACUUGGGUUCACUUUUACCUAACCAAAAUGCCUAUUAUUCUUUUUUCGGUAUUCAUUAUCCUCUACUCAGUGGGUAAUGUUGAAUUUAAAUAAAACUUGAAUAUUAACGGGACAAAUCAAUUGAUUUUAUUGUUAGUUUGUAUCGACUAAAAUAGUUGAUAUAUUAAAAUACUGCCUUUA
Schistosoma mattheei is the source of this 4122-nucleotide messenger RNA. NCBI's taxonomy places the organism in Eukaryota, Metazoa, Platyhelminthes, Trematoda, Strigeidida, Schistosomatidae. The record is from the annotation of a GenBank genome assembly.